Messenger RNA from Mya arenaria, 1248 nucleotides. RefSeq lists its product as uncharacterized. The record is from RefSeq and is a predicted model, not a curated record. Bases 16 to 984 code for a protein of 322 amino acids. The transcript is spliced from 13 exons. NCBI's taxonomy places the organism in Eukaryota, Metazoa, Mollusca, Bivalvia, Myida, Myidae.
UUUUAUAUAAUUGACAUGUUUCGUUGCUUGUUAAAUUAUAGUUUUAAUCUAAUCAUAUGGAUUUAUAGCUGUUUCCCAACUAUGGGAAACACAUCCAAACGAGAUGCAGGUAGAUCCGUACGAAAAAGGCUUCCUAAAUCAGGGAGAAAGACUGAUAAGAAAAGAAGAGGGACCAACAAAUCUGAUGCGGUCCCGAAGCGACUCAGGUCUGGUAUUGAACAUGUUCCCUUUGCCGAUAUAUCAAGACGAAGAUCUAAACGCUUUGUUCCAACUAUUGAAAAGAAAACCGCAAAACGAGUUGUCCUUUCUGACCGGGACAAAAAAUCUGAUGCGACCCAGAAAAGUCCACCGUUGCUUAAGUUUGUUUCCUCAUUCGACAAAAGAAGAAGACAAGCCAAACGGAAUACCAGUUCAGUAACCACGCAAGGCAAAAAAUCUCAACGGAAGGGAGGCCAGUCUCCCUCCUUUUCGACGUUUGCUGAGGCGUUCAAAUCAGAGCACCAACAGCACAAGAAAAAGACAGGGACUAAAUCUGAUGCGGUCCAGAAGAGUUCCCUGUUGCUUGAGUUUGUUUCCCCUGUCGAAGAAAGAAGAAGCAGUUCAGGACCCAAUCGGGCCAAAAUGUUUCCGCAAGUUUCUUCUGAUUGGACGCAUGUAAACGAUGCGGUUCUGGAGAUACCUAAAUUCAAUGCUGAGCCUAGUCCAUCUGGGGAAAGACGAAUGGUCACACGUUCAGCAGCCAGGAAAAUCAGAACGGGUGGACUAUUUUGCGUUCCUGAUGAUGAUUUCUUUAUGGUCGGGGCUGGGUGGCAAAAGCCAUCGGACGCAAAGGACAAGAAAACAAUAGGGACCUCUGAUGCGCACCCAGACGAACCGAGAUCAGCCGUUCAGCCUGUUCCAGCUGACGAAAUGCCUGACGGAGUAGAUCAGCCGGCAGGCCUUCCAGAUCCAAACUACCGUUCACUCGAACAAAAACUAUCUUGAAUACAGCUAAUUCAGACUUUUAUUAACAUUUUUUAAGUUUGUUCAAACACAAACUGAACAAUUGAAAAACGGCUCGAUCUUACUAACAGCCUGAGAGUAGAGCGUGAAUUUAAAGAAAAGGAAGAUUUUAUCAAGAUUGGAAAACGGCCAUAUUAUAUUUCCAACAGAAAUGGAAAUUUUAUUCAAAUAUGUGUUAAUGUCGUUAUAAAUUGGCAAUCAAUAUCAUUUUUUUCAAAUAUGCUUAAAGUUUGUAUGAUAUAAAAA